Molecule: messenger RNA, 1416 nt
Organism: Miscanthus lutarioriparius
Lineage: Eukaryota; Viridiplantae; Streptophyta; Magnoliopsida; Poales; Poaceae
Source: the annotation of a GenBank genome assembly
AUGGCGCUGCCGCCGCGAUGCGAUGUCGGCGGCGAGGACUUUAUCAGCAACCUCCCGUUUGAGCUCCUCUCAGCGAUCAUCUCCCGCCUCGAUACCGCCGAGGCCGCGCGCACCGCCGUGCUCUCCCCUCGCUGGCGCGACGCGUGGCGUGGGACCCCGCUCCGCCUCGACGACCUCGAGCUUCCCGCCGCGCCCCGCCCCUCCAUCGCCCGCGCCGCGUCGGUGUCGGGAGCACCCUGGGCGGCGCGCGCCGACACCGUCUCCCUCGCGCUCGCCUCCCACCCGGGCCCUGUCACGCGCUUCCGCCUCGCCCGCACCACCCUCCGCGCCCGCGUCCCCGCCGCGGAGGCCUGGUUCCGCAGCCUCACGGCCGGCGACCGCCGCGCCCGCGAGGUCUCGCACAUCUGCCCGCCCGAGUGGUGCCACCGCGCGCUCGCCGACCCACUCCUCACCUCCGCCACGCUCGAGACCCUCGCCCUCGGUGAGUGUCGCUUCUCCGACGCCGGGGCCGCCGCCGCCUCCGCAUCCCGUCUCACGGACCUCUCCCUUUCUCGCACCCACAUCUCCGAGGCUGCACUCCAGAGCCUGCUGUCUGGCUGCCCCGCGCUGCGUAACGUCAUCUUCAGGCACAUCCAGGGCCCCCGCCGCAUCCGCAUCACUUCUUGCCGCAGCCUCGUGCUGUUCGGUGUGUGGCAUUACAAGCACCUAGAGGAGCUCACCGUCGAGGACGCCCUGCGCCCGGAGUGUCUGCUCGGCGACGUGCAUCUGGGAGCGUCGGUCACCAUCAUCGGCGCGCCAAAGCUUACUGCUUUUGGCUAUCUGGUGGUUGGUUUCCGGAAUUUCUUCCAUGGCAUCGACAAGCCUUCUGUUGAGGAGAAGGUUAACAAGGGACUGCGUGCUCCUUUCAAUAGCGUGAAGAUUCUAGCUAUAAGCAUGACAUUCUCGAGCAAGAAGGACAUGGCGACGGCGAUGAACUUGCUCAAGUGCUUUUCCUUCCUGGAGACAUUGCAUAUCCAGGGCAAGCCCGGGGAACGCCAGGUUGACACAAUUGACUUCGGCUACUACCAGAAGAAUGAACCCAUUGGAUGUAUUGUUAACCAUCUCAAGACCGUGAGGCUGGAAAGCAAAGUUAAGAACCUAAUAGGCGAAGUUGAGGAGCAAAACAUGUUUGAAUUUGUGUGUUUUCUCCUUGCGAAUGCACAGGUGCUGCAGAUCAUGAAGAUUCAAUCUGCCAUGUCCAACACCCCUGCAUGGAUUACUGAACAGCAAAAUCUCAUUCAAUGCCACAGGGCCUCUGUGGAAGCCAAAGUCGUGUUCGAGGGCCUGAAAGUUGUCCAUCGCAAGAGGUUCAGUAUAGAGGCUGUGAAUGCUCUACCUGACCCCUUUGAUAGUGAUAUCGACAUCAUGGGCUACUAA